AUUGUAAAACUUUACAUUUAUUUUCAGAAAUAACUUUGGAAUUACAAUUCGGUCUACGGAAAUACAUACAUAAAUAAAAAACCAACACAAACGAUCGUAACAUCUACUAGAAAGCGAUUCGUAGUGUAUGCAAAUUGUGGAAGAUGAACACAAUCGUUUUGGGGAUUCGCACUUAAUCGUCAGAGUUUCUAACGGAUUUUCUUUUAAUUGUCUCGCUGAAAAUGUCCAAGCAUUCCGAUAAUGACAACCUACGAAAUGACAUUUACGAAAAUCUGCCCUGCCAGGCAAUGUACAAUGAAGCUGUUCGCAAAAUACAACAACAGAAAUCUUCCCAAUCGACUACCAACGACACAGUCGCCGCAGCAGUGGCUAAUAAUCCACUGUCUCAACAACUUCUAUUAAAUAACAUCAGCAAUCAAAAUGCUGCCAAUUCCAAUCCCAGUACAAACGCCACCAGUUUGACAAGCAACGCCAAGCAACGCCAACAGCCUUCGCCCUUAUCCCUGCAGCAACAAACUAACAACAAACACUAUGCAACCAAUAAUAUGUCCAAAGAGAUGCUCUACGCUACACCGCUACGCAAAUCGGAUCGUUUUAAAAGCGGUGAACGCAUGCGCUUUAACAGUUCCGGCGCACGCCCACAUUCAGGCGGUAACAAUCAUGACGCUCACGAUACCAAGUUGUCCAACCUAAUGGAAUACAAACAACUCAAUUCGAAAGAUUUGUCCCGUUUGUGUAGCCGUAAUGGCAACGCCAUACCCGUUACCGAUCUCGAUGACGACAUGGCUUUGGAUGGCUGUUCGUCUAGUGCGCUGGUAGGCGGUUCACAUUACUCGAAUCAGCCUGCCUC
Rhagoletis zephyria (snowberry fruit fly) is the source of this 850-nucleotide messenger RNA. RefSeq lists its product as uncharacterized. The record is from RefSeq and is a predicted model, not a curated record. Lineage: Eukaryota; Metazoa; Arthropoda; Insecta; Diptera; Tephritidae.